Messenger RNA from Pollicipes pollicipes, 453 nucleotides. RefSeq lists its product as uncharacterized. The coding region runs from base 1 to 396 and encodes 131 amino acids. Lineage: Eukaryota; Metazoa; Arthropoda; Thecostraca; Pollicipedomorpha; Pollicipedidae. Gene Ontology annotation, molecular function: hydrolase activity, acting on carbon-nitrogen (but not peptide) bonds, in linear amides. Gene Ontology annotation, cellular component: membrane. The transcript is spliced from 3 exons. Gene Ontology annotation, biological process: ceramide metabolic process. The record is from RefSeq and is a predicted model, not a curated record.
AUGUCACUGCUCGGCGUGACGGGCUGGCAUCAGUAUGUCACUGCUUGGCGUGACGGCUGGCACAGGCGGGGCCGCCGCCGCUGCCGCCGACCGGCGCGCUUCGCUCGGUGUCAUGCUGACCUAACGACGUGCGCCGCGACCGCCAGGUGGCUGCGCUCGGUGCUGCCGCCCGUGCUGCGACCCUUCACCCAGCUGCACGCGUGGUGGCAUGUGUUCGCCGGCUACGCCAGCUAUAUCCACAUACUGUACUGCCUGAAGGCGCGCUGCAACAUUCGGCAUCAGAAGAGCGAGGCGUGCUUUGGCCCGAUGGGCUUCACCGUGCGCCGUCUGCCCUCUCACCGCGCCGAGGCGAACGGCCACACGGACAACUGCAACAACCUCAAGCACCUGGACUGACCGCGCCGCCGGCGCCGCCUCUCGGUCGAACCAUGUACUCGAGCUUGGCACACUAGU